AGGAGUAGUCAAGAAAUAUCAGACCUGAUGUCUAAUAAGAAGAUAAAGUGGCCAUGGGCAACAAAAAGACAAGUUGAAGACGAAAUCAAUCGCCAGUCCUCCGGUAAUAGCUAGGAACUCGUUUAAGGAAUAUAAACCCUCUUUUUGAGAUAGACAUAAUAUUUGCAGUUCUCAAAGUGAUCUAUAGAUGAUAUCAUGCAGUACUGGGUAAUGCCUAAUUGCCGAGUGUGUGCCGUCAGUGUAAUAAAUAACCUCCUAAAAUUGAGAAAAAUAAAACUUAAAACAAAGCUAAGCUCCCACCCUCAAAUCAUGGACACUUCCUGGUAACAUAAGUUUAAAGUACAAGUUUAUUAUUACUGUAAUGACUAUUUUAAUAGGGAAAUGUACCAUUGUUUUUGUACUGUUUUGAUCUUAGACAGCAGGGAAUACUAUUACUAACUUUUGGGGUUAUCUAUUUUUUUAAGUUUACGGGUAAGGCUGUUGUGAUACACCCGGUUAGCUCAUUAUUGAAUGUUAAUUACUGGUCUGCCGAGUGGGAAGCCAUGGGUUCAAAUCCCUGCUGGACCAACACUCAUAAUUGAGGAGAAUGUGCCGCCUUUGUUUUGACAUCUACAAAUGGUUAAAGGGAUUCUAGUCUUCUCGGAUAAGGACGAAAAACCAUAGGCCCUGUCUCUCAGUUCUUUCACUGUUCUGAUUCUUGUGGGACAUAAAAGAACUCACACUGCUGUUCGUUAAGAGUAGGGGUUGUGCCAUGGUACAACCCUUCAUGGGUUGGGUGGGUAUUGAGUAAUGGCUGGUUUUGUAUUAAAUGCUAUUGGUCCUUAAGUAUGUUUUUCAAGUUUGGAAAUGAUGGUUGAAAUUGUGUGAUAGAGGGUAGAAUACUUUUGUAUGUCCCCAUUUUUGUUUGUGAGCUUUCUUCCUCGGCCCCAUGUUUAAUUUCUGAGAGGAUAUUAACAUUUGUUCCAGGUUGCCUUUAGCAAUAACGCAUGUUUUGAAUUGUCUAACAUUUUCCUCAUACAUAGCUUUUGAAGAGUUUGUUCCAACAUAGCCUUUGAAGCAUGUGUAUUGAAAUCUUUCAAAUGUUUCUUGGACAAUGAAAUGUAAUAUUUUAUUCAUUGGUCAUUUGCACAAUAUAUGGAAGUCUGACAGGAAGUCAGGGACCACAAGAUCUGGCCAAUAAGAGCGCGUCUUUUGGGCAUUUAGUUUGGCUGUUUUGAGAAGUGUAUGAAGUGAAGUUAUUUUUGAUGCUUGAGGUUUUUGUUCUUGGAAUUCUUCUGUAAUCUAUUAAUCAUCCUGUUAAUCAGCAGUGGUGUGAGAUGUAUUUAAGGUGUAUAUGCAGUCCUUACUGUUUGACUUAUAUACAAAGAAACAUUACCAGUGUUACUCCCUUUCCUCCCUUUCUUGCUUCAGAGAGGUCUUAUUGAAGCCUUGUAUAAUGCGACUCGCGCAUCCAAAGGCAGUAGAUGCUUGAAUUUAACAAGUCAAUCCCCUGAUUCACUUUCGCAAUCCAUGAUUCGAUAUGCUCAUUCCAAGUCAGAUUCUUAUGAAUGACAACACCGAGAUACUUGAUUGAAUCUUCACUCUCAAGGUUUUCGUGAUCAAUGACAAGCUUGAUACCUUGACAGGUUUGCAACUUCCUAUCACCACCAAACAAUACGAACUUCGAAUUCGAUGUGGUCACCUUACCACAUUUAAGUUCCAAAUCGAUGGAAAAGUGCUAACCUCAAGUGACCGGUUAAAAAGUGAAUCAGACUUGGAAAAUGAAUCAGACCUCGGGGAGGUUGGAUCAUGUUACCGAGAUGCGGGAAAAACUUAGAUAAGUACUUUGUGGUGCCUUUAAAGCGGCGUGCAGCAGCUUUAUCGCUUGGCUGCAGCAUAUCAAGUACAGCCUCUAAGAUCAUUGGACUGACUUUAUGACCAUUAGAAGUUACUAGGUGGCCCAUGAAAGGAGCACUCUGAGGCUUGAAACUGAUCUUGUCUGGGUUAAACUUCAGGUUGUGUGCAGCUUUAGAACUGUAUUGUCAUGAUCAAGGGUUGCCUGUUCAAAGUAAUCUCCAUGGCCAAUAACAAUAGUAUCGUCAUUGAUAUUUAGUACCCCCUUUUCAUGACGUCUUGAAGACAUCUCUGAGACUUGUCUGGGGCUGAGCUAACCCCAAAUGGAAGAUGUGUCCAUCGAUAACGUCCCCAACGAGUGUGCAUGACUGUGAGCAUGGAAGACUCUUCAAUCAGCUUGAUUGUUUGAAAAGCUUCUCUUAUGCCGAAUUUGGACAAGGGUUUUUCUUUGUAAAACCUGUGGAUGUUUUCUUCAAUGGUUGAAAUCAGAUGGCCUCCUUAAUUGUUUGAAAUGGGUCCAGUAAAUUCGUACUUUAGCAUGCUCAGAGUCAAUAGCUGGAUGUUCAUACAUUAGCAUGUUUGAAAUCCAUGGAGUCACUUUAGCCACAGGAACUAGCUGACCAUUGUCAAUAUGCUUAUCCAACAUCCCCUUCAUAAUUGGCAGCAUGGGAGCUGAGUAGUGAUACACGUCGCCUGAAGGAGUAUGGGGAGCGCAACUCACAUAUGCCCCUCAAAUAAACACUGGUAAGCAUGUUUGAUAUUUAAGAGUCAACUGACCGGGUGGGUGCUGAACUGGCAUAUUUUCCACUCGAGAGGCCUCAAUCUGUUUAAUCUUAUCAGCAUCAUACUUCAAUAUACCCGUGUGGGUAUUGUCUGCCAAACCCCACCAAUUAAGAGAGGGUUAAGUACUGUUGGAAUGUAUUGAUCCGAACUAUUACUUCAUAUAAGCUUCCACAGUGAAAACAGUUAAGCUUGGCUUGACCUUUGGUGGGACUGCUUUGGAGUAGUAGAAGAGAUGUGAUAUGGAUUUUGGUAUCUCAACAGCAGAUAGCUUUUCCAGUUCAGUGAUGUGCAUAUAAGUAUUGCAAGAACAGUCAGAAUCUCCUUGUAUGAUUCAGUUAUCAAGCCAUCCUUGAAAUCCCGGGUCUUGGUUAUUACUUGAGCAAACGUAAAACUGCCAAAGGUUUCUCUUGAAAUUACAUCGCUUCGAUGUCAUUGUGCCUGACUACAAAAAUAUCGCACUGACGUCUGUCAGCUGCAUCAACUGGGAAGCUGCUUUUUUGGAAGCUGAGUCUUGCAGCUGUUUGCCAAUCUCGACUACUCAUGUUUAGAUCUUGCUUGUGAAUUCUCAAAAGAGGGUGGGUGAUUUGUAAUAUAGGCUCUGCUCCCAGAUUGUAAUAGCUCUUGAAGCCAUACAGCAUGGUUCCGCUUAUUUUGGUCUGAUAUUGGAGUGUCAAAUAGUUGUGAGAACAUCCUAUUCUUGUGGACGAAAAGCUACCCUUUGUGCAGCCAUUUCUUUCGGUCGUUUGGUCGUGAUACAAUAUUUAUCCCAGUCAACCUCUUUAGCUGGAUUAAUGAAACCUUCCAUAAUACAAAAAUCCUUAAUUUUAGGCAAAAAAUAGUUGAAGGCAUGCCAUCUGUCAGGAUCGCUAGUGUCAAACUGAGGUGGUCAUGAUUUUCCCCAAUAAUGAUACCACACGUGUUCGCGAUUGAGAGUGGAAAGUUUUUGCACAAGACGAGUGCAAAUAGUGAGUUUAGAAACGUUAAGAGAAUACCCCGACGACUUUUAUGGAAUCUUCAACCAUUAAAUGUUUAGGUAAUGACCUUCUCUGCAACUGACUUCAUGUAAAAAAGCGGUAAAGUACAAGAGAUAUCUGAUGACAAAAAUAGUUUUCUUUAGCAAUAUGACAGUCUUAAAAGAAGUAACUGGAUAUAAAGAAUUGUUCUCGAUUUCCAGACAGAGCACUUUCUCUUGUGGUAGCAGAUGCUUUUGUUUGGUAAAAACUUAAUACAUGGUCAGAGGAAUUAAAUGAUAACCACCCCUCUUCCUCGCUACCAAUGAAAAGACCUCCUCAGGGAUCUUCGAAAAUUGUAGUUGAAAGCAAACCCUUUACCCCCAGACUCCCCCUAAAAGCCAUAGACGCUUCCAUGUAACUUUAAAGAGGCUUGUACAACAAAUAGGUUUUAUGUUUGGUACAUGUAUUUAUUAACAACUCUAUUUUAUUGAAUGGUACUGUUAUGUACCGUCAGUGGUAAUUAAUAUGACAUAUUCUAAAGAAUUAUGUGUAUGUUAUGUUGUUGUUCAAUUUUAUCCUUGGUUUAAGUUUUAUUUUGCCUUUGUUUCAAACUCAUUAUAAAAUCAUACAUUACCAUAUCCACAACAUGCACAUGAACCACAAUGAUAUCAUCUUUCACAACAUAAACUGUUGCACUUAAACCAAUGUACUGCACAUUUGGAAAUUUAACACACAAUAUUGCAAAAAUAAGUUUAUCAUGAUUUUUUUUUCAUGAUGACUGUAGCAGACUCUGAGGCAGAAUAUAAAAAAGUAUAUCAUAUUAAAUUUUUUUUGUUAAUUAUUAACAAACCUCAGCACAACCUCCAUUCAGGGUACACCUCUAUUCAAGGGACACUUGCUUCGUUCACGAGGGUGUCCCCUGAAUAUAUGUUCCACUGUAGAUAGCCGGAAUACUUUUAAUAUAUUGGUAGUGUAUUGAAGUAAUUGUUAUAAUAUCUGUAGUUCUUAAAAUUAUUGAACUAUACUAUAUAAUUUAGUGUAUGAUCUCCUCAUAAUUAACUGCACCACCCUUCCUCCAAAAGACAUCCUGGAAAUGAGUAAACUUAAAACUUGAAAACAAAGCUCUUUCCCCUCUCCCCCUUAAAUCAUGAAAACUUUCUUGUAUGUUUAGUAAGGUUUGUACGACAAUUAGUUUUUAGCAUAGGCACCAGGGAAUACCACUGAUAAAUUUUUGGAAUUGUUUGUUUCUUUUAUAAGGCUGUUAUGCUACAACAAUAGACAGUUACAUGAUGGUGACCAGUUCUAUUUGAAAAAGCAUUGGUGUAGAAGCUAAGAGGAUAAUCAUCCAGUCUCUAAUGUUUGCCACACUAUAAAUAUCGCUUUGUCUCGAAAUAAUAUUGCUGUCUUUUUUUUCCCAGCUACAGCGAAUCCGCAACAAACUGCUGGUGUUACUGAUACUAAUCCUGGUGCUCCACCAGCCAGUGAAAAAUUAUCUCCUGCACGUAAUGGUCCUGAUGGUGUAGACGAUGGUGCAACGGCUUCUGAAAAUGAUGACAACAACGGUACUCAACAGCUUGCCUCUAUAAAUAGUAUAAUAUUUUUAGUUCUCAAUGACGCUAUACAGUGUACUUGGUUAGCUGAGUGUAUGGUUUCUUGGUUGCGAAUUAGAAUCUUUUUUUUGGUGAGCGUGUUUUUGCUGACGAGCAUUUCGCAGGCUGCACACUCAAUUAUUGUACAAACAUGGAUUAUACUGUAUUCAGACCUUGGUCGUGACCGGUCUAGUGGUGAUCUAUGUCUAUAGCUAAAAGAGGCUCAUUGACUCCACGUUAAAGAAACAAAAAAAAAUUAAAAAUUUCUCUGUUUAGCGAAGUUACCGGAUUUUGUGUUAAACAGCGUCAGGGGGACACACCCCAAGCAAACUUCACGUCCUAGCCUGAGAAAACAGCCGACAUUUGCUGACCCUACCACUGGUUUCCCCGCCAAAUGACGUCUGAGAAAUGAGCGCAGAAAUUUCAUACAGAUGACAAAACUACCCAGAUCUGGGUAGUGACGCGUCAUCAGUAUGGAAUUUCUGCGCUCGUUUCUCAAAGUUAUGAAAACUUACCUGGUAAGUUGUUUAAGAUUUGUUGGUCGAUAAAUAAAACUGCAGAAUGUUUCAGCUCACUAGUCUUCUUCCAAGAUAAGAAAUACUCAUUUACGUCUUUUUCGUCCGGACCAAGGACCACAUACUGUACGUGCAUAGGCGUACGGGCCGGGGGGGCGAGGGGGGCUGCAGCCCCCCCAAAUUUUGGGCAACUCAGAUUUUUUGGGCAGCGAGAGAAAAUUUGGGCAAAGUCAGUUUUUAAAGACGUCUCCAUGUUUAUUUAAUUUAAUUAUUUUGAAGACCUGAAUAUUAACCUAAAGUCGGCGUAAUAAUCCAGUUACAUUACAGUGGUUGCCUAGCAUGUGAUGAGUAAUUUACAUAUUUGUAGUUUUUUUAUUGUUGGGCACUCUACUGCACUGCACUAGCUGGAAUGGGCUAUUUCCAGUCGUGAAUUUCUUAAAAUAAACUUUCGCAUAACUUUCUAGAAUCAUCUCCACUCGAAGAACAGUGUAUGGCAGAUAGCAUCAGCAAUGGGUAUGAAAAUGAAGAAGUGGCUGACUACUGAAUUCUCAUUUUGAAUUAGUAUAGCGAGAAGAAUCUUAAUUCUUUUAAAAAAUCUAUCGAGCAGUUCCAUGAAAUUAUUCGCUAAUUUGUUAAAGUAGACCGAAAUGUUUACAAAACUGCUAACAAGAGUGCCUUGAUGACUAAUCAAAUCCUUCUUUCGAUUCUAGCAAUCAAGCAGAGCUAUCUCCACGAUCUUUCAAACAUGUUUUUAAAAAGAUUAAAACUACUAUGAGGUGAAAAUGCAUGUCAAAAGCGCUUCGUUUUGUACAGAUAACGGCCAAACAACAAGAUUUUCCUUUUCUUACCGUAUUUCUAAUAAUAAAAACUUCAUUCCAAAAUAUCUCGAUAACGCUCUUAAGGUUUUGUUUAAACUUCACGAACAUCAAGGCGACCGUAUUGGAAAAAAAUGCUCCUGUGAACGAUUUUGUAAGGUUCCCCGUGCCGAGAGAAUCAUUGCUGAAGUAAAAUAGGUAAUGGGGUCAUUUCGUUGCUAUGACAGCUCCAAUGUCAUUGCAACCCCGAUGGUGACAAAUUUUCAUCUUAAUACAACGGACGUCGCAAGUUUUCAAAUGUUUGUUUAUGGCGACGUAGUUUAUGCUCAGACUUGGUAUUCAGACCCUGAAAAACUGAAUCGAGCCACCUUCAUAUGCCAGGACGGCCUAUGUUGUUGCAAUAUGGCCCUCAUUUCUUUUCGACUCUUUCGUAAAAAUUUGGGCAACUUGCCGGUUUUUUUUGGGCAAAUGGUUUACCGCCCCCCCCUGGCAAAAAAUUUCCCGUACGCCUAUGUGCAUUAUGCCUUUUUUACGAAAUGUAUCUAUGGUGUAUAUCCAGUCCUUACUGUUAGAUAUAUUUACAAGGAAAAAUUACCAGUGUUACCACCUUUCUUGCUUCAGCUGCUCCUCCUUCUUCAACCGGUGACGCCACAGUCCGCUCUGGAGAUACACCAGCCAAUACUACUAAUAACCAAGAAUUACCAGCUGCUGGUUCUGAUCAUACCACUGAAGGUGAUCCUUGUAAUCUUGUUAAGGGUGAAACUGCUGUAAUUGAUUUUUCGUUUGAAAUUCUUGAAACACAUUGACUGAUUUGAUGUGUUGAUGGCCUUCUUUACUCUGUCCCAUUGGUGUCCGUAUUAGAGAGGUUUAACUGUAUGUACGUGGAUUAUAGUUCCAUGCCUCGUCGUUUGUCCUUUCAUUGUCUCUGUGUGGAGCCACUAGUUACAGCUACAAUCGGUGAAACAUUGUUGAGACAAUGUCCUCCAAUGGGGCACUUUUAACUUCAGAGAACUAAACAAUCUGCACCCCUUUCCCUACCCCUCCAUAUUCAAAGUUGGGUUGUUUGUUGUUUUCUGUAGGUAUAAUGGAGGUCAAAAGAACUUAGGACACUAUGGAAAAACGCGGCUAUACAAGUAAUAGUUGCAUAGGACUCUGCUCCAUUACAAUCAGUGUUUUGAUCGGCUUUUGGCUUUAUCCCUUCAUGCCCCACUCCCCUCUCCCAGCAAUGUUGUGCCCCCUAAAAGGACUCAUUUCCACCCAUUUCGCUCAAAAUUAAACGUUGUUUGGUGAGGAAGGGGGAGUUCACCAGUUUUAAUAAAAUCACUGGAAAGUUCCCAACACUUUUGACCUCUACAGCUGCACAACAUUGUUGGGAGUGGGUGGGGAAGGGGGAGGGAGGGAAACGGGAAGCUUCAUUUUCGGUUUUUGAAGUCGCCAAAACGUCAGAAAGGUGCCUUCGGGCAAAGUGUCUCAACAAUUUUCGUCGCUGAUUGUAGAUGUGUCAGGCUUCACAUGUAAUUUGCGUAAAUGUUUUGAACAGAUAAACUUAAAACUCCAAAUGAGUAUUGAGAACGUCCCUAAUUCCCAGGGGGUCUUGAACGACAUUGCUUCCAGGCGUCGAGCCAUCCGAUAGAAAGGAAUUUGAAGAUUUUAAACAGUAUCUCACAGAUAUCCGCAAAAUGCUGAUUGUUGAUAUUCGGUAAGGAAGCUUAAUUAUCACAGUGCCAGGUGCAGUUCGCUACAGAUCCUUGAUGAUAUAUGGGAAGAUUAUUGUAGUGGUCACCCACGUAAAUGAAAUGGCGCAAAAAUGUCUCGUGACUAAAGAAAUUUUAACGGAGUUUGGUUUAAAAGAGGCAAAACCCACCACAACCAUUCUGGAAAAAGAGUACAGAACUUGUCGAGAGCAUUUUUUGGACCUUAUAGGUUAGUAUGACAGUUAAGAAAACUGAAUUUAAAAAAAAGUACAGUACCUUAAAGUGCAACUAAAACAAAGCAUCAGCUAGUUGUAAGUAAUGAUGACUAAUUAUAUGAAGUAUUUAACAAAUAUGGGAAAUGACCUUUUUAUGUCGUAAAAAUAUUGUUCAGUGAUAUUAUUCUACGUAUUUUUUGUCUAUAUUAGUUUGGACACGUUUGUGUGCCUCCCUUAUCGCAGGCUCAGCAACUCAUACCCAAAGUCCUCUGGCGAGACGCCAGGAGAAAGACUGGGACAAUGAAAUGUACUACAGUAUUUAUUUUUUUGGUCGUUUGCACAAUAAUGGAAAUCCGACAGGAAAUCGGUAGACUACGAGAUCUGGCCAAUAGAUCAUUUCCGAGUUCCCCCGGGCCUGUAUCAAAACGAGGUUGAGUUCUCAGCCUUUGAUAUGAAAAUGAUUUUUCAUUCUCAUGGAAAUAAAACUCAUUCUCACAAGAAAGGUUGUGCACUUGGUUUUAUUUUCCAAGUGAGGGUUUUUAGAACUCGAAAGGGACCUAUUAGAGCGCAUCAUUUGCAUCGGUAGUCACAUUCUGAAAUGGCUGUUUUGAGAAGUGUAUCAAGUGAAGUUAUUUUCGAUGUUUACGAUUUUUCUUCUUGGAAUUCUUCCGUAACCUAUUAAUCAUCCUAUUAAUCAAAGUUGGUGUGAAAUGUUUUUAUGGUGUAUAUCUGGUCCUUACUGUUAGACAUAUUUACAAAGAAAAAUUACCAGUGUUACUACCUUUCUUGCUUCAGCUGCUACUCCUCCUUCCACUACUUUUUCUACUGCUACUGUGACAGCUGCCUCCACUACUGAUGCAUUAAUGUAAUAUUAUCUCUGUCUCUCCAGAUGGUAUCAGCAAAGUCGAAGAGAGGUCUUAUUAAAGAAUUGUAUAUUUCGACACGCGCAUCCAAAGGCAAUAGAUGCUUGAAUUCAACCAGCCAAUCCUUUGAUUCACUUUUGCAAUCCGUGAUUCGAUAUGCUCAUUCCAAGUCAGAUUCUUAUAAAUGACAACACUGAGAUACUUUAUUGAAUCUUCACUCUCAAGAUUUUCUGAUCAAUUACAGGCUUGAUACCUUGACGGGUUUGCAACCUCCUAUCACCACCAAAAAAUACGAACUUCGAAUUCGAUGUAGUCACGUUACCACAAUGCCAAAUCAAUGGAUAAGUGCUUACCUCUGGUGACCGGUUAAAAAGUGCAUCAGACUUGAAAAAUGAAUUAGACCUCGGGGAAAGUGAGCCAGCUUACCGAGGUGCGGAAAAACGUAAAUAAGUACUUUGUGUUGCCUUAAAAGCAGCGUGCAACAGCUUUGUCGCUUGGCUGCAGCAUAUCAAGUACAGCCUCCGAGAUCACUGGACUGGGUUUAACAAUGGUAUCGUCAGCGAUAUUUAGUACCCCCUUUCAUGUCACAAAUGACGUCAAGAAGAUGUCUCUGAGACUCUUCUGGGGCUAAGCUUAUCCCAAAUAGAAGACGUGUCCAUCGAUAACGUCGUCAACGAGAGUGCGUGAUUGUGAGCAUGGAAAACUCUUCAGUCAGCUUGAUUGUUUGAAAAGCUUCUCUAAUGCCGAAUUUGGAGAAGGGUUCUUCUUUGUAAAACCUAGGGAUGUUUUCUUCAAUGGUUGACAUCGGGUGGCCUUUUUAAUUGUUUGAAAUGGGUCUAGUAAAUUCGUACUUUAGCAGGCUCAGAGUCAGUAGCUGGAUGUUCACACGUCACCAUGUUUGAAAUCCAUGGAGUCGCUUUGGCCACACGAACUAGCUGACCUUUGUCAAUAUGCUUAUCCAUUAUCCCCUUCAUAAUUGGAGCUGAGUAGUGAUACGUGUCGCCUGAAGGAGCACGGGGAGCACAACUCACAUAUGCCCCUCAAAUAAACACUGGUAAGCAUGUUUGAUAUUUAAGAGUCAACUGACCAGGCAGGUGCUGAACUGGCAUAUUUUCCACUCAAGAGGCCUCAAUCUGUUUAAUCUUAUUAGCAUCAUACUUCAAUAUACCCAUGCGGGUAUUGUCUGCCAAACCCCACCAAGAGAGGGUAGUACUGUUGGAAUGUAUUGAUCUGAACUAUUACUUCAUAUGAGCUUCCACAGCGAAAACAGUUAAGCUUGGCUUGACCUUUGGUGGGACUGCUUUGUAGUAGUAGAAGAGACGUGAUGUGGAUUUUGGUAUCUCAACAGCAGAUAGCUUUUCCAGUUCAGUGAUGUGCAUAGUAUUGCAAGAACAGUCAGAAUCGUCUUGCAUGAUUCAGUUUUCAAGCCAUCCUCGAAAUCCCGGGUCUUGGUAAUUACUUGAGCAAACGAAAAAGUGACAAAGGUUUCUCUCGAAAUUACAUCGCUUCGAUGUCAUUGAGCCUAACCACAAAAAUAUCGCGCUGACGUCUGUCUGCUGCAUCAACUGGGAAGUUGCACUUUUGGAAGCUGAGUCUUACAGCUGUUUGCCAAUCUUGACUACUCAUGUUUGGAUCUUGCUUGAGAAUUCUCAGAAAGUGGUGGGUGCUUUGUAUUAUAGGCUCUGCUCCCAGAUAGUGCGUUGUUAGCUCUUGAAGCCAUGCAUCAGGGUUCAGCGUAUUUUCGUCUGAUAUUGGAGCGUCAAAUAGUUGUGAGUACAUCCUAUUCUUGAGGAGGGAAUGCUUCCCUUUGUGCAGCCAUUGCCUUCGGUCGUUUGGUCGUGAUACAAUAUUUAUCUGAGUCGACCUCUUUAGCUGGAUUAAUGAAAUCUUCCAUAAUACAAAAAUCCCUGAUCUUAGCCAAAAAAUAUUUGAGUCGGUCAUGAUUUUCCCCAAUAAUGAUACCACAAGUUCCCGAUCAAGAGUAGAGAGUUUGUGCAAAAGACGAGUGCAAGUAGUGAGUUUAGAAACGUUUAGAGGCUACCCUGACGACUUUUAGGGAAUCUUCAACCAUUUAAAGUUUACGCAAUGGCCUUCUCUGUAACUGACUUCAUGUAAAAAAGCUGUAAAGUACAAGUGAUGUGUGAUGACAAAAAAUUUUUCUUUAGCAACAUGGCGGUCUUACAAGUAGUAACUAGAAAUAAAGAAUUGUUCUCGAUCUCCAGACAGAACACUAUCACUUGUGGGAACAGAUGCUUUUGUCUGGUAAAAACGUAAUAUUGUCAGAGGAAAUGAUAACCACCCCUCUUCCUUGCUACCAUUGAGAAGACCUCCUCAAGGAUCUUUGAAAAUUAUAGUUGAAAACAAACCCUCUCCCCGCAGACCCCCCCUAAAAGCCAUAGACGCUUCCAUGUGAGGCUUGUACAACAAAUAGUUUUUAUGUUUGGUACAUGUAUUCAUUAAAAACUCUAUUUUAUUGAAUGGUACUGUUAUGUACUGUGCUAAUUAAUAUGACAUUCUAAAAAAUGAUGUGAAUGUUAUGUUGUCGUUCAAUUUUGUCCUUGGUUUAAAUUUUAUUUUUAUUAUAAAAUGAUACAUUACCAUAACCACACCAUGUACACUAACCACAAUAAUGUCAUCUUUCACAACAUAAGCUAUCUCACUUAAAUCAAUUUACUGCACUUCUGGCAAUUCAACACACAAUUUUGCAAAGAUAAGUUUAUCAUAAUUUUGUUAUAUACAUUGUCGUGCUGCUUUAUGGUGACUGCAGCAGAUUCUGAGGCAGAAUAUAAAAAAAUAUAUUAUAUUAAAUUUGCCCAGCCCAACCUUCAGGGGACACUAAAUUGAGGUUCCACUGUAGCUGGGGAAUACUUUUUCCUCGCGAUGCGAGGCGUGGAGCGCCGAGGGAAGUGAGUUUGUAAUCUCGUCGCGCAGUGUGUGAACCGCGCGUGGGUCCUAGCGAGCUGCAAACUCGCAGCUCUCAUCUUUACUUGUAUAUAUCCGAUGGUGUCCGCCAUGACGUCAUACAGUAGUUGACUUCACAGCGCGUUUUUGUUUCUAGGCAACAUUAGACUGAAGGGUGUUUCUAACACGAAGACCCAAAAAAGAAGACCUAAGACCCCAUGGACUAAAACGAAGAGCCCUUGGACUAAAACGAAGACCCCAUGGACUAAAACGAAGACCCCUUGGACUAAAAUGAAGACCCCAUGGACUAAAACGAAGAGCUCUUGGACUAAAACGAGGACCUCAUGGACUAAAACGAAGACCUCAUGGACUAAAACGAAGACCUCAUGGACUAAAACGAAGAUCCCCUGGACUAAAACGAAGAUCCCCUGGACUAAAACAAAUUAUGUUAACCGCUGAGGGAAAUGUGUCCAAGGGGUCUUCGUUUUAGUCCACGGGAUCUUAGGUCUUAGGUCUUCAUUUUUGGGUCUUCGUUUUAGAAACACCCGUCGAAUGAAAGCCAUUUCGAAUUCCCAUCAAUGACCAGAGCACUCAUGAACAGUUGUCUUUUCAUCGUCUGCAAAACAAUAAUUACUAUCGGUAAAUCUCAAGCCAUUUCUCAUGCAAGCAGAACAGCAAACACAAGAACGCCGAAUUGUCAAUCCUCGCAGGGGAAGAUUUGACACCGAAAAAUCCUCUGGAGCGAAGAACGCCGACUUGAAAUUCAACGGCGCAAGCAACAAAGAUGGAUGGAGACGGCAGCAACAAACAGCGGAGCAGAGAGAACGUCACUCAAUGAAUUUCAAAUGCUAAAGUUCUUUAAGAGCAAAUGGAAGCGAUUUUGGAUAAUUAGCCUUAUAAACAUAUGAGCGAACAUCGCGGUAACAAAACACGUUUUGCUCGCAGACGAAUUUGUACCGUAUCGUCUUAGACUGUUGGGCUUCCAUUCUCUACAUGUAAAUACGAUGAAAUGCAUUUACGUUGGGUUUUCUCUGUCCAAACUGCAGUCAUUCUUCUCAAAAAUAUCUUUGAAUUCAUGUUUAGUUCUUAUAAUUAAGUGUAUGGUAUCAGCGUAAUUAACUGCCCCACCCUUCCUUCUAGCUACCAAAAGACCCCCUGGAAAUGAAUAAACAUAAAACUUGAAAACAAAGCUCUUUCCCCUCUGCCCCUCAAAUCAUGGAAACUUUCUUGCAAGUUAGAGAGGUUAUGUUCAGUACAAGUAUUACUCUGAGUACCUGUAAUAACUCUUUUUGGAAUGUACUGUUGUGGUGUUGUUUUUAGCAUAGACACCAGGGAAUAUCAUCGAUACAUUUUUUGGGUUGCUUGUUGGUUUUAUGAGGCUGUUAUGCUACAACAAAAGACAGUUACAUGAUGGUGACCAGUUCUAUUUGAAAAAUGUUAAAGCAUUCGUGUAGAAGCUAAGGGGAUAAUAAUGCGGUCUCUAAUGUUUGCCACACUAUGUCACUUUUUCUCUGAAUAAUAUUUCUGCCUUUUCUUUCCCAGCUACAGCGAAUCAACAACCAACUGAUGGUGUAGACGUUGAUGCAUCGGCUUCUUCUUCUAGUGCUCCUGUCCAAGAGGAACAAGGUGAAGAAACAGGUAAUAGCUAUGAACACUUUGUUCCUAAAAAUAGGUAACCUAAGAAAACAGCCGACAUUUGCAGCGCUAUCACUGGUUUUCCAAUGAAAUGUCGUCUGAGAAAUGAGCGCAGAAAUUCCAUACUGAUGACGUGUCGCUGCACAGAUCUGGUCAGGAUAGUGAUUCUGCUUGGGGGAAGCAAAUUUUCCACAUAGCACGACCAAUCAGGAGUUCCUCUAGUCUAGAAAAUAAGGAAUCCUCUGUACCUUGACGAAUGGAAUGAUUAACAUUCUUUAACUCGUGUGCAUGUAUUAGAGUAACUAGUAUAAUACUUUUUUGUCCUCAAUGACGCUCUACAGUUUACCUGGGAUGCGUUUUCUUUUUGGGAAAAUCCAAAUCCGCAUUUCCGAAUCCAAAAACGGAUUGUGCUUUUUUUUGUGCAACUCCAAAAAAUUCACGCUCUGGGUGGAUUAUUCGGAUCAUUUCCAAAUCCGGAAUUUUGAGAUUCACAAUCUGAACGUUUUUUUGGGAAAGGAUUUGAAAAAAGUAUUUUUGACAAGCGGUUUUCCGAACAAAAAUGGAUGAAAUUCUAACUGAGCCUAUGUUGGUGGCGCCUUAAGUUUGAGCCUUUAGUCACAUAUCAUUCCAUGUUUGUCAUCUAUUUACAUUCGUAGACUGUUUUUAAGCCCUUACUUGUCCAUGUUUUUUGCACGUAUGUGGUGUCUGCUUACGCCGGUUUAAUAGUUGUGACUACAUCCUAUUCUUGAGGAGGGAAUGCGUCCCUUUGUGCAGCCAUUGCCUUCGGUCAUUUGGUUGCAAUCCAAUAUUUAUAACUCUUUAGCUGGAUUAAUUAAAUCCUCCAUAAUACAAAAAUCCCUGAUGUUAACCAAAAAAUAUUUGAAGGCAGGCCAUUGGUCAAGAUCGCUAGUGUCAAACUGAGGUCGGUCGGGAUUUUCCCCAUGUAAUGAUGCCACAAGUUCCCGAUCGAGAGUAGAGAGUUUGUGCUAAAGACGAGUGCAAAAAGUGAGUUAAGAAACGUUUACAAGCUACCCUGACGACGUUUAUGGAAUCUUCAACCAUUAAAAGUUUAGGUAAUUGCCUUCUCUGCUACUGACUUCAUGUAAAAAAGCUGUAAAGCACAAGAGAUGUGUGAUGACCAAAAAUAGUUUUCUGUAGCAAGAUGACGGUUGUACAAGAAGUAACUAGAAAUAAAGAAUUUUUCUCGAUCUCCAGACAGAACACUUUCACUUAAAGGAACGGAUGCUUUUGUUUGGUAAAAACUUGAUAUGGUCAGAGGAAAUGAUAACCAAUCCUCUUCCUUGCUACCAAUGAAAAGACCUCCUCAAGGAUCUUUGAAAAUUAUAGUUGAAAACAAACCCUCUUCCCGCCAGACUCCCCCUAAAAAUUAUAGAUGCUUCCAUGUAACUUUAAAGGGACUUGUACAAGAAAUAGUUUUUAUGUUUGGUACGUGUAUUUAUUAACAACUCUAUUUUAUUGAAUGGUACAUGCAGUACUGUGCUAAUUAAUAUGACACAUUAUAAAAAAAUAUGUGUAUGUUAUGUUUUCGUUCAAUUUUAUCCUUGGUUUAAAUUUUAUUUUCAUUAUAAAAUCAUACAUUACCAUAACCACACACCAUGUACACUAACCACAAUGAUGUCAUCUUUCACAACAUGAGCUAUGUCACUUAAAUCAAUGUACUGCACUUCUGGCAAUUCAACACACAAUAUUGCAAUGCUGCUUUAUGGUGACUGCAGUAGAUUCUGAGGCAGAAUAUAAAAAAGUAUAUUAUAUGAAAUUUGCCCAGCCCAACCUUCAGGGGACACUAGCCUCAAUCCCGAGGAUGUCCCCUAAAUUGAGGUUCCACUGUAGCUGGAAUACUUUUAAUAUAUUAGCAGUGUAUGAGAGUAAUUGCCAUAAUAUUUCUAGUUCUUAAAAUGAUCGAACUAUUCUAUAUAAUUAAGUGUCUGGUAUCAGCAUAAUUAACUGCCCCACCCUUCCUCCUAGCUACCAAAAGACCCCGUGGAAAUAAAUAAACAUAAAACUUGAAAACAAAUCUCUUUCCCCUCUACCCGUCAAACCAUGGAAACUUUCUUAUAAGUUAAAGAGGUUUUAUAAUUUUUAUGUUCAGUACAAGUAUUACUCUGACUACCGGUAAUAACUCUUUUGGAAUGUACUGUUGUGGUGUUGUUUUUAGCAUAGACACCAGGGAAUAUCAUCGAUACAUUUUUUGGGUUGCUUGUUGGUUUUAUGAGGCUGUUAUGCUACAACAAAAGACAGUUACAUGAUGGUGACCAGUUCUAUUUGAAAAAUGUUGAAGCAUUCGUGUAGAAGCUAAGGGGAUAAUAAUGCGGUCUCUAAUGUUUGCCACACUAUGUCACUUUUUCUCUGAAUAAUAUUUCUGCCUUUUCUUUCCCAGCUACAGCGAAUCAACAACCAACUGAUGGUGUAGACGUUGAUGCAUCGGCUUCUUCUUCUAGUGCUCCUGUCCAAGAGGAACAAGGUGAAGAAACAGGUAAUAGCUAUGAACACUUUGUUCCUAAAAAUAGGUAACCUAAGAAAACAGCCGACAUUUGCAGCGCUAUCACUGGUUUUCCAAUGAAAUGUCGUCUGAGAAAUGAGCGCAGAAAUUCCAUACUGAUGACGUGUCGCUGCACAGAUCUGGUCAGGAUAGUGAUUCUGCUUGGGGGAAGCAAAUUUUCCACAUAGCACGACCAAUCAGGAGUUCCUCUAGUCUAGAAAAUAAGGAAUCCUCUGUACCUUGACGAAUGGAAUGAUUAACAUUCUUUAACUCGUGUGCAUGUAUUAGAGUAACUAGUAUAUUACUUUUUUGUCCUCAAUGACGCUCUACAGUUUACCUGGGAUGCGUUUUCUUUUUGGGAAAAUCCAAAUCCGCAUUUCCGAAUCCAAAAACGGAUUGUGCUUUUUUUUGUGCAACUCCAAAAAAUUCACGCUCUGGGUGGAUUAUUCGGAUCAUUUCCAAAUCCGGAAUUUUGAGAUUCACAAUCUGAACGUUUUUUUGGGAAAGGAUUUGAAAAAAGUAUUUUUGACAAGCGGUUUUCCGAACAAAAAUGGAUGAAAUUCUAACUGAGCCUAUGUUGGUGGCGCCUUAAGUUUGAGCCUAUAGUUACAUAUCAUUCCAUGUUUGUCGUCUAUUUACAUUCGUAGACUGUUUUUAAGCCCUUACUUGUCCAUGUUUUUUGCACGUAUGUGGUGUCUGCUUAUGCCGGUUUAUUUUCCAAGCAAUUGAAAAAACACACACUUCAUCGGCUUCAGUUUUAAAUUCUUAUAAUUUAACUAUCCAAUAAGGUGUAUUCUAUCCGAGAAUCGUUUGUUGUAGUUUAUGUCGCUUAAAAUUCCUUCUUGUCUUCGCCGCGAGGAUUAGUUUGUUGUUUUUUCGCUCUAUUUUUGUCAUCACAAGAACACGAGGACAUGCCGUUGUCCUGGUAAUGAUCCUUUUUUCGGAUCUUUCGGGUUUUUGUUGUUAGUGAAGAAUCCAUAUGAUAUGAGAUCACAAAUCCGUUUUUGGAUUCUCCAAAAAAAGCACAGCCUUGGUUAGUUAGAAAGAUCAUCGGUAGCUAUAGAUUAAUGUGCAACUGAGCGUAUGUUUUCUUGGUCGUGAAUUAGAAUCCUGUUUUGGUGAGUGUGUUUUUGCUGGUAAGAAUUUUGUAGGCUGCAUACUCAAUUGUAUAAAUAUGGAUUAUACUGUAUUCAGAUCCUGGUUGUGAGCGGUCUAGUGGUGUAACGCCUUCUCUGCAUUUAGUUUUGUGACGCGAAGACUAGAACUUUCGCUAGAACUCGUUCGGUUGUGUGGCUUCGCUCGAAGCACAACUUUCACAUGUAUUCCGAAGGAACCUUACAGCCUUUGACGGUCAGUACAAUAGUGUAGGUCUCAACUGAACUUAUUUUGACUUCUAGUUCGAGUUUGGUAGGUUUCGCCCACCGUGUGACUCAAUAAACGGACCAGCUUGCUGGAUUGUGUUUAACUAUUGGUUGCUUCAGCAGCAGUUUCCUCGCGCCUCUUUUAACCAGAAAAGGCGGUCGCUUCAUAGUGGUGAUCUAUGUCUACACUGUAUAGCUAAAAGAGAUUCGUUGACUCCACAUUAAAGAAACAAAGAAAUUUUAAAAAUGCCUCUGUUUAGCGAAGUGAUCGGAUUUUGUCUUAAACAGGGUCAGUGUGACACACCCCAAGCAAACUUCGCGUCCGGGAGGUGAGGGAAGAUAAAAUAUGCAGUCUACAACGUUGUAUAUUUAACUUGUAUUUUGUUGCAGUUGAUAGUGGUUCGCCUCAAGAUUCGUCAGACAGUGGAGACGCAUCGACUGGGACUCAAAGCUAUGAAAACGUUCCUGGUGAGUGGUUUUAGAUUUGUUGAUCGAUAAUUAAAUGUAUUCACAGCGUGACGUUUUAAAAAAGAUCGCUAUUAUCAUCAUGUGAUGGAGCACUGUGGUACACAAUGUGUAGUUCCAAAAACAUCCAUACCCGUAAUGAAAGGCAAGGGAAACUCUGAGGCGAGAGAGGUCUAAAAGGAGGCUAUUUCCGACGGGCUGGAGGUUGGCUUCUCAAGGUCCUUUUUCCCGAGGCUUCGAGUAAGAUUUAUUAAACAAUUAUUGGAUGAGGUUUUUGUGAUAUCCAGAAUAAUCAAGGUCGAGGUAGAGGGUAUCAGCCGAGGCGGAAGGCUGAGGUUGAUAACCCUUACCCAGGCCUUGAUUAUUCUGGAUAUCACAAAAACUGAAUCUAAUAAUUGUUUUAUUAUACAUUGAACGAAAAAAACCCUAUUUUUUCGAUGUCCUUUUCGAAGCAAACCCGGAAGUCAUGUUUUGCUUCUUCACUCACGGCAAGUAAAACAAAGGGCGCGAACUUGACAUGAUAACCCUUAGAAAUCAUGCACCCGUCAUACAUGACAUGAUUACCCGUGACCUUGAGUGUCCUUGACAUGAUUAUUGUAUAAUCUAUAGCUAGAUGAAAUCUCAGGCGCUGAUUUCGAAAAUUAGCUGCACGCUUUCGGCCAAUCAGAAAAGAGAUAGUGAGUUGAAUGUAUAGUAAUAAAAAUUAACAGCUGCAUGCUCUGUUAAGCAAGCUAUAUGUUAUUUUACAGUUAACCAGUGUUUCAGCACCAGAAUUAUUGUUUCCAUCGAUGACCUUUUAUUUACUGUCGGCUGAAUGCUUUUUUUCGUGACUAACGCGACACGUUUAUGUAAUAAAAUUGUGAUUGGCUCAUUAAUAAACUUCAUGUUAUGUAGCUAUUGCUCUAUUACAGAAUAUAUGAUAUUCACCGUAAUGAGGUCGUGUUUUAAGCCCGGGGGUACUCGACCAAUAUUUGGGUAUAGGUAAGCCGCUGAGGGUUUGAAACCCUGACCCCUGUCUAGGACAAAAAAAAUCCUAAAAUACAUACCCUGUUUAGGACAACACCCUCAAUUUUAUUACCCUGAUUAGGUCAAAGGAGCAAAUGCACGUCUUCUUGUUUUAAAGCCAUUUAAUUGGGAAUUACAAUAGAGCAACUUCACGUUAUAAGCUUUCGUAUACUUGAAGUACAAACAAAAUUUUGUGGUUCGUUGAUCUCUUUAUCUGCUGUUCGGCCGAAUCUUCGUUGGCGCGCUUGAUUUGACCAACAGUCUCUGCUAAUAAAUCUUUAAAUGAGUCCAUUAACUCUUUACUAUUCUGUGGAAUGAGAUAGGACACUUUUCUUUGCUGGCGGAAAAUUAUGACACAAAAAGUAGAGUCGAGAAGAAAAAAUUAAGAAACCAACGAAAUGUUGGUUCAAAAGCUGACGUGCACGUGAUAUACAGAGCCAUUUUUCCCCCGGUAUGGCUGCCUAUUGUGCCCCUGGCCAAGUACCCAGGUCCUGUUGUAUCUCGUACGGUCAAAUUAUCUGUUUCUGCCUUCUUCGCGGGCUUAUUGGAAAUAGAAUUUUUCUUACACGGUUUUGACAGAAAGCAAGUUGUUGAAAGUAACAGUUUUUAACUGAAAGAAAGUAAUCAAGCGUUUCCGCUUUAAACCUUAAUCGUUUACAAAUAUAUAAAUAUUGCAAUUUGUUUUAUUGUACAGUAUUUCAUGUUUCAUUAGUUUCAGAAAAAGACACGUCUUUUAUAAAAAAGUUAGCUGUUGGCCUUGACCGAACACCUCAUCGGGUUAUCAAAGGCUGGGAACAUUUGGCAGAUACGAAAGAAAUAAACGCCCCACUUGAUGUCAGGCUUAGAUGCGGAAUUAACUCUGAAAAGAGUUGCACUCAGUCGCUGUUUGACGUUUUUACAGCAGAAUUUGUAGAAACGACACUGGGAGAUUUGAUAGAUGCUCUGACCAGCAUUGGGAGAAACGAUGUCAAGUUGAUCAUUACAGACUCUUAUAAAGGUAUGUAUUUAUAUAGUUACUAACACCUUUUUAUGUGCCUUGUUUUGAGCACUUCAGAACAAGACACAAGAAAUGAAUAACUGAAGCUGCAGCCUGUUUAAUUCACCAUAAAAGUUCAGUCUGUAAUGCAGGGCCCAGUUGUUCGAGGGCCGAUUAGCGCUUAACCCGGGGUUAAAUUUAACCCGCGUUUCUUUCUCUUGUGUUCAAAAGCAUUUUCUCGGAUAAUUUCUUCUGUUAUUUUUAGGGCUUCAAAUCAUCAACUUGUAGACAAAAAGAAUGAAAACUGAAAUGCUUUUUAAACUUUUAUAUGUGAAUUCAAAUCUCACACUAACGCUGGGUUAUCUUAACCCACAAUCAUCGUCAAAAGUGUUGGGAAGGUUGCCUUUUUUACCUCUUCUUUUCCUUCCUCCCCCCGCCCCUGGCCCAAUGUUGAUCAAAACGUUAAUGUUUGUGCGCGUAAUUGUUCUGUUAUAUCCCAACAUUGAAUAGGGGGGACGGGGGAUAUUUAGCAAAAGAGAAAACUCUCUUUUUUUCAGAAUUAAAAUGGACUACUGUUAAGUUGUACAACCUUCCCAACUACUUUUGUCUGUGAUUGCAGCUUGAACAACUCGGCCCAGGCGUAUUUUUCGGGCGAGCUUACGCUCAGUAUUGCCUGCAGCCGCCAUCUUUGAUUGAAAACAGAAGAAGAUUGGUAUAGAAGAAAAUUUAUUCUACAGGGUGAGCUUAAGGUUCCAGCGCGGCAGCACAACGAUGAAUAAAUUCUAGUGCUCGCCUAACCCACCCACCCCUACCCCCCCCCCAAAAAAAAAACAACAAGCAAACAAACAAACAAAAACAAAAACGCUUGCACCAUAGGCUGUAAACGUGAAAAUGAAUUUAUUCAAAAUUACAUUAAUGACAUCACGCACUCUAUAGCUGUUAACUUUUAAACAGCACUUUUUAUAUUAAUAAUCGUAGACAAAAACAUAGUCUAUAAUCAUUUCAUAUUGUCCUUCAGCAGCAUGUUUUGAAAGUAAAAUAUUGUUCGAGUGACGCCUUUAACUGCUGUAAAUAAAAAUUAAAAUAGAAAAUUUCUUUCAUCCAACAGAUGCUCCACACCGAACAAUAAAGUUCUAUGACUUCGCCCGCGAUAAAGGUGAUUUAAUUUUUAAAAUGACCAACAAGUUGGAUAAGAAGUCGUCAGUAAAUAAAAACUGGCGCUUCUUGGGUGGUAGAGCCCCGUUUCGUCUUUCUGCAGAAAGACUGGACGAGAUUGAAUUUGGUCAAUCCACUCAAAUCCUGAUGCAGUACCUCUAUGAGAAAGAAAACUUUACCAUUGGAUAUUUUUAUGACAAGGUAAAGGAAUUACAGCGCGGAGACGUGGUGCGAAUCCUGGACAGAUUUAUGAAUGGUAAGUUACUUUCUUAAAAUGUUUGGCCUCACAAUACACUUAAGCCUCACCACUUGGACAAAGGUCACCAUAGGGAGAGGGUCAAGUGCCCGUUGUAGAGAGGUGGCCCAGGAUAUCAGUGUCCAAAGAUGAGUAUUUAGAUUUAGCCUGCGAACAAGCACUCUCGGCGAUCUCUUCGCAGAGAUAGCAUACACUCCGGCUACAUAAAGAUACCUAAGUAAAUACGAUCAAACAUCAGACACAUACUGAUACUGUUCCUUUCCAUAUUUCAUCGGAGGGAGCAGAGCAGGUUUAAGGUUUUACCUUGAUUUCAGUUUAAUACGCGUUGUUCAAGUAAAAACUAAUUGACCGAUGUUGGCGUCAUGCGAUGAGUUUACAGGGUGUCCCAAAAGUUCGUUCCUGUAAUUUCAUGCGCUAUAUUUUUACAUAAAAUUUUUAGAAGAUGGUUAUCGCUCUAUCGAGUACGUGUAUUCAGACGUUCAGUAACCGGCAUGCCCGCCCUUUAUCACAUUCUGUAGCCGUUGCGGCAUGGAGUAGGAUACGUCAUGUAGCGUGUAGAACCCCAGAUGAUCCAUUUUGAGCUUUUUUUAUCACCUGGUAUGGAGGAGCCACCUCGACCCUCAAACCAAUAUUUUGGGCGUUCAUUCAAAAAAGAUAUAAUCAUCCCUGACCCUUUCCACUGUAAGGUUUUUGUACCUCUUUACAAAUUUGAGACGAGCUAAACGUCGCUUGGCUGACUGAGCAGAGUUUUUUAUUAGCCAUUUCUUGGGCCUCCAACCUUCGCUUUUCAUGGACCUGCUCCAGACUUGGCUUGCUAACUGUUGUACCUAGCUCUUUCUUUAACUAGUAGAUAAGUAAGUACAUAUGCUUCUGCUCUCACGUAGCGGGACGUAUUUGCGUUAGGAGGGUUUUAUCUUUCAUGAUAUUCACAAAAAACAAGGAAAGAAUUCGAGCAAUUCGGGCUACAAAAUACAAAAAAAUAUGUUGCGGAAAAAUAUACUCGCGCAUGCGCUCCUUGGGUACGAAAGUGCACAAACCGUAUAUACCAGUCAAAAAAUGGCACAACAAGUAUGAAAUAGUUAGCAAUUAAUGAAUUCGGCUUUCGUAGGGUAUGAAGAAUGAAGCAGAUCGAGGAGAGUGUUAUCCAACUCGGCCUCCGGCCUCGGUGGAUGACAUCCUCCUCGAUCUGCUUAAUUCUUCAUAUUCUACGAAAGCCGAAUUCAUUAAUUGCUUUAUUAUUCAUUCAAAAUAAUUCCUAGUUUAAAAACACAGCUAAAAUAUGCUUACCUGCAUCGAUGUUAAGUUCAUCUUCAAUAGUGUACGUUUAGGUUUGUCCAGCUCCGCAAAUAUUCUCCAAAUAGCAGAUGUCGCCCUCCGAGUUGUCUUCUUACUGUUUUUGCCAUGUUUUUAGCUAUUACUUCACGUAGUUCCAGCUGUAGUUCUUACUCUUGAAACGGAUAAAAUGUCCGCCAUUUGUUGUUCACAACCAAAACAACUCCACCUCGUCCACAGGUCUUCUCGGUAACGGUGCCUUAACCUGCAGCGAGCUGCAUUUUUGACGUCAUUUCCUCGUUAAACGCUGGGGGUCUCUAUAAAAGGAGACCUUCCUUAGGAAGAUUUUGAUAAGUUUCCGAUUACCCAGCCAAGAUGGCGACACGUUUUUGAAUUCUCCCGCGUCUCGUGAGAAAAAUCUAAGCUACCGCAAUAUGUUGCAUUUCAUCAUUAGCCAAAAUAAAGAAUACUUAUAGAAAACCUGUCCCUAUUGGUCUUCAAUUGAAUUAAUAACUAUCCACGCGGAUAACGCGUAUCACACGUACACGGCUUCGAUUAACCGUCGUGGAAGAUUCGGUGGCUACAGCAGAAAAAUAUUGGCUUUUCCCAGGAAAAUGAUGCGUGUUCAAGUAGACCAGUUCGUUGCAUAUCGUUUCUUUUACCUUUUGGCCGCUGUCAACUGUAUUUGCGAAGUCAGGUAACCGUCUAAGUGAGGGAAAAUGAAGUAAGAAGUAUUUAUGGCGGCGCGCUCACACAGAGGAAUUGAGAGUGGAAUUUAUUUUUAUGAACCAUAGACAUGUCAGUCGACGUCCCAAUCCCGGUAAGCUUUUUCUAAGAAGAAACUAUCAAUAGCAAGAAUAAUACAACUCUCUCUUGCUGUACAGUAUACUCACAGAGGUAUUGUGAUGCAAAUAAAACAACCGUUCAACUGCAGUGUAUUGCAUGUAAAUUUCCUCUUGUUUGUUAGGUAGAUCGGGUCUCACACGAUUAUGACAGAUAAUAAUUUUUUUCAAUUACAUUACAUAGGGUCCGGAAUAAUUAUCUACAACUGUUAAAGGGGCUUAAGAUGAUCUUAGCUGAACUGGGGCUUCUCCGUAACUAGUAUUGUUUCUUUCUCUGAUUGUAUUCCCGUUGGCUUCAUUUGUUGUUCAAACGACGGCGCCGUUUGAUUCAUGUACUAGAACAUAUGUUCCCGAAUGUUCACAUUUCUGGGUCGAGAAACGCUCUUAUCACAACACACUCGUUCUAUUAACUAAAGUACUUUGCAAUAGAUGUUUUUGAAAGAGAAUAGGAAGUUAAGAACCAAGCGAGAAUCAGUAAAGAUUUAGGCUCAUUGACUCUAAGCCAUACUGCGAGCGACGAUCGAUGGCAGGAUUCGCCAUUCGAUAUUUUUUUAAACUCUUUCGCGUAAAAAUCAUAAAGUACACCUUAUAACAACGUUGCGUAAGUUAAUAUUUAUUUGUUACAAGAUAUGUUUUGAUUUUUUACAAGAGUAAGAGUAAAGUGGAUUCUCACGUCGAGAAGCCAACCGUUGACAUGUUUCAAAUCUUUAAUAUUAAUUUGAUUGAGCUGGGGGGAGGGACCUUUUUAUACCUAGCCCCGGCGUUUAAGCACAAAGUUCUUCCAAAUUUUGUCAUCAGUAACUGGUUAUGGUGAAUUAUGCGUGCGCUUUUAGCCGAUCAGAAUUGGGGAAAUAUUUUGAAUGAUAUAAUAAUACAUUUUAGUAUAUACACACUCAGUGAUCUUGGUGAUUUAAGCAAUCUGAUUGGUUCGCUAUCUCGGACUAUUCAAUCCAACUAGUGGUCUAUUGUCAAUGCUGCGUUCUGAUUGGUUGGACUACUACUAGCCUAUAUGUUAUAGCCCCCGAGUAGCGAAAAGCGCGGGCUUUUUGGCAGCCAAAAAGGAUUAAAGUCUAGCUUUAACUAGCUAAAAUGUUUUAGUUCUCGAUAUUUUUGACUAACUAGUUGGAUUUUACUAAAACAAUUAUUCCUCUCGCCCUCAUGGCCUCUGAGUCAAUAGCCCAUUCGGGCUCGAGGAAUAAUUGUCAAAAAUUGUUAAAUAUUCACCUCCUAGCGAGUGGAUGAUGUGUUAGCUCGGUGUUUUUCCCGGUUUUUUUAGAGAAUGAUCUUUUAAAAGUCGACAGAAACGUAGGUUUGACUUUUUUUAAGGCAAGAAAAGACUUCGAAGGAUUCAAAACGGCGUUUUUCCAUUUACUGUAGCUGAAUUUUGUGCUCGGUGGAUUGUUUACAACUCCCGUUUAUUCGCGUAAAAGAGGCCGUUUCGUGAACUUAGCGUUUCCUAGCAAGAAAAAUUUGGCCCAAAAAUCGAAGUUUAUUGAUGGCUAACAAAUUUGAAAGCAAAUGUUCGGAGAAAUUCUACGUUUCAAGUAAAUAGGACAAAGAAUGCUACAGGAAAACGGCGCCUUACCUCGAGCAACCGAGCUGCCAUUUUUGUCAGCACUUCAUGCGAAGAACGACACAACAAACCUUUUUGGCUAUAAACUUGGCAAGUCAACAGAAAACAAAUAAGCUCUACAUUUCUUCUCAGGUAAGGGAACAAUUCAAACUUUUAACGAUUCCUUUAACCCAUUACGCUGUUGUUUGCGAAGUGACAAACUUGUCAAUUGCCAUGUUUGAAAAUUCUGCACAGAUCUGUUCUUAAGGCUUUCGCAUGAUUUUAUCUGUCAAUCAAAUCGUACUUUUUAAUGGUUUUCUCACUGAUUUUGUUUAGAUCACUUCGUGUGUGUAUACUAAAACAAUUAUUCUUUCCAAUCUCGAUAGAUAGUGGCAUUAGGAAUAUUUACCUCGAUUUCAAAUAAUUAUUGUUAAAUAUUGAAAGACACAACUUUUGUUGAAACGAUUUGCUUGAUAAGUCUGAUCGUAUUGCAUUACAGACUUGUAAAGUAGAGGAACGAAGUUUUGGGACACCCUGUAUUUUGUACUAACACUAAAGGAAUUUAUACCUCUAAAAAUGCAAUAUUGAUUUGUAAAGCACGCAUUGACCGCCGAACAAUAGCGUACGUGGGCUUCUGGUAAUGUACCACGUUCCGUCAAAGCAUCACUUUUUAUCGACGUCAAUCUGUCCUACCCGGACAGCCAUUUCAAAAACGAUCACAUGAUGCUACGAUUACAGCGAUAACGACAAUUAAACUAGAAUCAAGGUCGUCAAACUAAACUACUCUGCUCCCUGUGAUUUCAUAUCAUACUAAGUACCUUCACCUCCUGAAACAAACUCGUUUUAACACUUCACUGAAAACGUUUGGGUAGAUUGCUGCUCUCAUUCGAUUGCUGCUGCUUUCAAUUCUCCCCCGCCGCCCCCCACCCCCGAACUAAAUGUUUUUUGAACCAUUAUUUUCCGAUAGCAAUCUUUUAUUAUUUAAAAUUCGUUGCCUGGGUGAAUGGAUUAGAUAUCGCUCAAAUCAGGGAGGUUUAUUUAUUUAUGCGCUUUUGUUACCUCUGAUCUAACAGCAAGACAAAUAUUCUCUUCAGUUUUCCAUACUUUUCUUAUUCUACCAACUGAUGGCAAUUUCAAACUCAAAACUGUCCCUUAAAUGGUCUCAAUACUUUGGGAAAUGGCCCGUUUCGUUAAGUCGCAUAAGCCCUUGGCUAAGUUAUAUCUGCUCAUCCAGGCAACUACUCUGCUUAUACUGUUGGGUCGAUUAAGAUGUUUUGUACUUUGUUUGAACUGUUUGGAAAGUUGAAAUAUAAUUUCCAAUUUUUAUUUCAACAGAGAGUGAAAUUCGCAGAGAUAGGACGAUGAAAGAAGUCAUCAAGUUAGACGAUAAAAAUAUGAGGUCUAUUUGUGUGCUUUUCAACAAACCAAAUUCGGUAUUGAAAGACUGGAAAUGCCUUGCAAAGUCAUUUGCCGUUCCAGAGGAUAUAUACCAAGAUUGUGCUCCUGAGAGACCCAAGAGCCCGACUGAAACUCUGUUUGAGUGGAUUUUUGCUGCAAAAGAUCCUAAAUUAACUGUGGGGCAGCUUUGCAAUGCCCUUAAGAGUAUCGACCGGAAUGAGUUAGUCGAAGAUGUAAGGAAGUAUUAUGAACAACAGUCAGCGCGUCAACCCUGAAAGUAUAUCACCUGUAAUUCACACGUUUAACGGUACGGCGUAGUCCUACUGCUUGUUAUCUUGAAUUUUUCUUGUUGCGGAGUGCUAUGCUACAACAGGGACAAAUGCUGGUUUUAGAUCUGUGUAGGUUUUAGGAGGGGUAGGCUUUAUGAGUUCAGAAAGAGUAACUGGUUUGGUUAUCUUUUCACCUUUAACGUAGUUUUUAUUUUAUACCUUUAUUGUACAUUGUUCAGUUUACACUGAAUUUAAUACUUACUCUUAAUCUGUAGAACACUAGCUUUUUACUAGAUACCACUGGCCAGAAGGAGAGGAACAGCUGGUAUUUGUUUCCAAAAAGUCCCAAAGCUUCGUGCGUUGAAAAACAAAUCUUUUUUGGGGCGGGUGAGG
Molecule: messenger RNA, 27240 nt
Organism: Porites lobata
Lineage: Eukaryota; Metazoa; Cnidaria; Anthozoa; Scleractinia; Poritidae
Source: the annotation of a GenBank genome assembly